UUAAUUUACAAUGCAUGCUCAUUGGUCUGAACAUUCUCAUGCUAUGCAUAUGCAUCUAUGUCAUUUUGUAUUUGAUGACUGUGAAGCGCGGCAACGUAUACGUGGAAAUCAAAGAUUAGGUGGACGUUAUUAGUAUGUAAACGUAACGUUUCGUUGUUUGACGGAAUCAAUAUUGAAUAUUAAAUCAAGUUUUUCUGCGUUUUUUGUAUUUAGAUAAGCUGAGGUAAGAAAGUUUAAUUUAGGUUAGGCAAUGAUAGUCUUCAAUUUGCAUACAAAGUUUGUUGUAUUUACUUAAGCAAAUUCACUGUUUUUUUAAAUAGAAAACAUGGCAAAAAUACAUUAUUUCUUAAUAAAAAGAAAUCGAAAGCACUAUGUGUGGACAAACAGAAAAGAGAAACAUGACGUUAUAAUAGCUAAGCAUGGAAACUAUGGUGUACUUAAAAAUAUUGCGAAUAAUUUAAAUAUGAAUAUUCCUUACAUUUAUUUGACGAAAGUUAUCAGAAAAACAAAUUAAGUAACGCACCAACGUCAGAUUCCAACCAUAAUAGAAAAUAAAAUAUUACCGAACUUUUAUAUAAAAGUUGUAAAAAAAGAACUUUAUUUAAACGAAAAACAAAAAAAGGAAAAUCAAAUUCAAGAACUCAAUAACAAAAAGGACAUAAGUAAGAUGAACAUAAGAGUGAAAAACGUAGAAGAAAAUGAAAUUAAUUUAGGCGUUAUUCUACACAAUGAUGAUACUGGAAUAACAAAUAAUUACAAAAAUAAAAAACAAACAAAUGAAAUUAAGUUAUAUAACAAUCUACAAGAUAACUCAGAAAUGAAUGAAACUGAAGAUAGAAAAAUUCUCGACGGACAUAACAAAAGGCGUGUUUUACAAAAUUAUAAAGAGAGUGGAAAGAGCAAUAAACAGUUUAAUAAUAUACAAGAUCGUUCUCAAUUUCUGCUUGAUGCGUUUAAUCGCGCAUUUUAUAAAAACUUGUCAUAUAAUGAAAAUUCAAGCAAGCAACUAAUAUGUAAUGACAGAAAAAACAAAUCUGAAACAAUUACAGAGCCGGAAGUAUGCAGUUAUUUCAGAUGUAUGCGGCAAUUUAUGGCAACAAGACACUUUUGAAGACAAGUAUGUAAAAUAUAUGUACGACAUAGCGCAUCACAAAUAUUUCAUAAA
Molecule: messenger RNA, 1165 nt
Organism: Temnothorax curvispinosus
Lineage: Eukaryota; Metazoa; Arthropoda; Insecta; Hymenoptera; Formicidae
Exons: 7
Coding region: 668-1111 (147 amino acids)
Source: RefSeq, a predicted model, not a curated record